This is a messenger RNA of Megalopta genalis, 1248 nucleotides long. Its product is annotated as enoyl-CoA hydratase domain-containing protein 3, mitochondrial. Lineage: Eukaryota; Metazoa; Arthropoda; Insecta; Hymenoptera; Halictidae. Gene Ontology annotation, molecular function: hydro-lyase activity. The record is from RefSeq and is a predicted model, not a curated record. Gene Ontology annotation, cellular component: mitochondrion.
UCACGAAAUACAAAAGGGUACGAUAAGGGCUAAUAAAAGGGCCAAGACCCAAACAUUAGAUAACACAUUUGAUGAAUGAAUUAUUAAGUUCAUUAAUCUGUAAUGACAUUCGCGUAUAAAAAAUUGCGGCGAAGAAGUAUGUGAAACUUACAAAUAUGUAUUAUACUUAUUUGAUAGAUACUCAUAUGCGAUAGUCUGCUCGAAGCUCGAAAAAGUAGUUCGAAAAGUGUAAACAUUUAAUUAUUGUGGUUUAUACAAGAAAAUAUUGAACAUUCCAUACAAUGAAAUUCUUGACGAAUGGUUUCGCUUAUUCUCAGGUCAAACGAUGUAUUGCAAGGACCUUUUCUACUAGUAAAAUAUUGUCCGCCGAAGGAAAACGUUUAGAAGUGACAGAACAUGAUGGUGUUCGGACAUUAACAUUAAAUGACCAUGCAACACGUAAUUCUUUGUCAAUGAGUAUGAUAACGUCGCUCUAUGAAAAUAUCAAGAAUAAUGAGAACGAUAAGAAUCUUAGGUCCAUUGUUAUCAGGGCUGCUCCAGGUGUAUUUUCAGGUGGACAUAACUUGAAAGAAUUGACUGCUAAUAAUGGGAAGCUUCACAAGGAAAUCUUUGAGAAGUGUUCGGAAUUGAUGAAUUCAAUUGCUCAGAGUCCAGUACCCGUGAUAGCUGCUGUUGACGGUUUAGCUGCUGCAGCCGGUUGCCAAUUGGUAGCUGCAUGCGAUAUUGCUGUUUGUACUGAAAGAAGUUCAUUUUCUACACCAGGCGCUAAUAUUGGGAUAUUCUGUUCUACACCGGGCAUUCCAUUGGUUCGAAAUGUACCGAAAAAGACAGCGAUGUAUAUGCUUUUUACAGGCAUUCCCAUCACUGGAAGAGAAGCAUAUGAAGCUGGUCUUGUAAGCAGGGUAGUGCCAAAUGACAAACUCGAAGAAGAAGUUAAUAAGAUCACCGCGGCUAUAAAUACGAAAAGUCGCUCGAUCGUACACAUUGGAAAAACGUUUUUAUACGAACAAAUGGAUCUCGACGUGUCGACCGCGUAUUUCCUGGGAACUGAAAAAAUGGUCAAUAAUUUAAAAAUGAAGGACGCCCAAGAAGGAAUCACAAGUUUUAUUGAGAAAAGAAAACCUGUUUGGAAUCAUGAUUACGAAAAAAAUUAAUUUAUAUUAUGUAAGAUAAUUUUUAUACAAAUUGUUCUAAAUAAUCCUAUUGUCUUCCAUUUAUAUAUUAAAUAACUGUGGUUUAUUAAAAUAA